Molecule: messenger RNA, 648 nt
Organism: Sphenostylis stenocarpa
Lineage: Eukaryota; Viridiplantae; Streptophyta; Magnoliopsida; Fabales; Fabaceae
Source: the annotation of a GenBank genome assembly
AUGGCAACGUGUCUUCGCCUCAGGAGAUGUAUGAGUAUCGAUUCGCGCGCUUUCUUCGUUUCCGCCGCUAGAUUCUCCUCCUCCUCUUCGUCAUCGUCACCCUCAUCGUUAUCUUCCGGUAAGACUAAAACGGGGAAGAAGCUCAUAGAUCGUCUUUCGGCCGUUAUGGACGCCGUUCACGAUCGCAAACUACCGCCGGAGCUACGCGGCCAGCGCAACAAUGUAAGGUCAGAAACUGAUAUGAUUAACGUUGUUGAGCAAAGGAUAUGGCAUUCCAUGGAAGAGGGUCAGUUUGAGAACUUGCCAGGUAAAGGCAAGCCGCUGAAGCUUGACACAAAUCCUCAUGCAGAUCCAGCUGAAGACACCCUGUACCGAAUCUUGUCGAAAAAUGGAUGCGCACCAGAGUGGGUUGAGCUUAACAAAGAAAUAAGAUCUAAAAUAUCUGAAUGGAGGAUGUCCUUGAAGAAAGCUUGGGCUAAUAAAUGUAGUGGUGAUCACUCCGAGUGGGUUGAAAGUUCAGAGAAUUUGAAAUCGCAGUUACGAGAAAUCAACGAUAAGGUUUUCCGGUAUAACCUCAUUGUGCCUUUUGGUCGGCAAAUGUUUGGCCUUAAGUGGGAGAAGGAGCUAGGUUACUUGGAAGAAAAAUGA